Molecule: messenger RNA, 1168 nt
Organism: Cebus imitator (Panamanian white-faced capuchin)
Lineage: Eukaryota; Metazoa; Chordata; Mammalia; Primates; Cebidae
Gene: SLC66A3
Product: solute carrier family 66 member 3
Exons: 7
Coding region: 171-779 (202 amino acids)
Source: RefSeq, a predicted model, not a curated record
AGGGAAGCCGGGGCCGAAGCGAGGCGGUCCCUGGGCACGGCGGGGCGGGGCUGGCCUGACCGGGCGGUCCCCGGCGGGUCCCUGGAAGGCGGAAGGCUGAGGCAGAGCCGUGCCGCCGGGGCUGAGCGGUGGCUUCCCGCUCCGGCGCCCCCGUGCCCGCGCCCGGCGCGAUGGAGGCGGCGCUGCUGGGGCUGUGCAACUGGAGCACGCUGGGCGUGUGCGCCGCGCUGAAGCUGCCGCAGAUCUCCGCGGUGCUGGCGGCGCGCAGCGCGCGGGGCCUCAGCCUCCCGAGUUUACUUCUGGAGCUGGCGGGGUUCCUGGUGUUUCUCCGCUACCAGUGUUACUAUGGGUAUCCGCCACUGACCUACCUGGAGUACCCCAUCCUCAUCGCACAAGAUGUCAUCCUCCUGCUCUGUAUCUUUCAUUUUAACGGGAACGUGAAGCAGGCCACGCCCUACGUCGCCGUAUUGGGGUCUUCUUGGUUCGUCCUCGCCCUGCAGAAGUGGAUCAUAGACCUGGCCAUGAAUUUCUGUACUUUCAUCAGCGCGGCCAGUAAGUUUGCGCAGCUCCAUUGUCUGUGGAAGACGAGAGACUCGGGAGCGGUGAGUGCGCUGACUUGGAGCCUCUCCUCCUACACCUGUGCAACAAGAAUAAUCACAACCUUAAUGACCACCAAUGAUUUUACAAUUCUUAUACGUUUUGUGAUCAUGCUGGCUUUAAAUAUAUGGGUAACAGUGACAGUACUUCGCUACCGGAAAACCGCCAUGAAGGCUGAAUGAUGGACACAUUAAUUCCUUUACACUGUGGAUGCCGAGUAACUGAACCAAAGGAAAAAGCAGCUCUUUGCUAAAUUAAGGUCUUUUAUAAAUUUAGUAAAUCAGUUUAGACUCUUUGAAGCCAAAGACUUUUUUAGGCUUGAAAGAGCCAUUUAAGUACAACAAUCCCGACCCCUCCUCCUUCCUCACUUCAUUAGGUUAUGGUAGCGCCCAGCCAUCGGCAGUGUUGAGGCCGGUGACUGUUGGAAGUCAUCCAGGAAGCCCAAUUCAAGGCCAUUUUGACUCUUACUCUUGAAGUCAUGAUAAAGUUCUCUACAAAGAACUUAACUACAUCGAUGUUUUUGGCUUUCAGAAUCUUUUAGGAAAUAAAUCCUCUCCAUGACAAAAAUGAA